Messenger RNA from Metarhizium robertsii ARSEF 23, 753 nucleotides. Its product is annotated as Crotonase, core. NCBI's taxonomy places the organism in Eukaryota, Fungi, Ascomycota, Sordariomycetes, Hypocreales, Clavicipitaceae. The record is from RefSeq and is a predicted model, not a curated record. The transcript is spliced from 3 exons. Bases 1 to 753 code for a protein of 250 amino acids.
AUGACACUGGACCCUAGCCUGUUGAAUCCCAAAGAUAUUGCGCUCUUUCAGCCCGCUCCGGCGUGGUCGUUUGAUCACGAGGCUGGACCACACUGGGCACAAUUUGAUACUUCACCACUGAUGCUAGUCAAGGACACGCCGCAGGUGGCAGCUCUUUUAGACCAGCCGAGCAAAACAGGCGCGGGUCACUGUGCUGGUACUUUGCCAGGCUACGGGAGCGAAACCAAGUCGUCAAGUCUACACAGCCAAGAUCAACUACAAAAGCGAAACGAUACAUCAUCAAAACCCACAAGGUCAAGGCAGGCCUGGCCCCGGAAAGAAACCGCCAGCGCGUCCAAGAGACAAAGAAGAGCAAAGCGAGCGGAAACAAAGAGCGGUAAUGCGAACCGGGAUAAUGAGGCAACUGCUCACCGCGAAGGUUCGCUAGAGCGCAACCGCAUCGCCGCUUGUAACUGUCGAAAGCGCAAGAAGAAUUGCCAUGAUGCUAAUAUCGACACUUGGCUGAACAAUGAGGCUUCAAAGUAUGUGUGCAAGUUGGGGGGGGACGACACCAAGCGAGUAUGUGGUCUGAAGCCUGCGCCGAGUCUAGAUGCGACGUCUAUGUUAAAGGUGUCGUGGGAAAGUAGUCAAUACAUCGAGCCGUCAAACAGCUCUCUCCAAGUUGAUAGUGAAGAUUCAAAUACUACUUUCGACUCGGAUACUCCGCCUGAAGGCGAUUUCGACGACCAUGUAGCCCCAUCUUGGAUGUGCUAG